Messenger RNA from Capronia epimyces CBS 606.96, 1296 nucleotides. RefSeq lists its product as uncharacterized. The record is from RefSeq and is a predicted model, not a curated record. The transcript has 3 exons. Bases 1 to 1296 code for a protein of 431 amino acids. Lineage: Eukaryota; Fungi; Ascomycota; Eurotiomycetes; Chaetothyriales; Herpotrichiellaceae.
AUGUCUUUUCGUUGCCAGACCCGACUCAGGGUUAUGCUAGGUUUUGUUCUGGCUGUCUUCUUGCUCACAGUGCAUGCUGCUGUUCCUGCUUCCACCUAUGUCGGUCGAGGUACCUCUCCAGAUCCUAAUGAUAACAUCACUGUCGCCGUCAACGUGCCGUCCAACAGCAGCGAUUCCCUAUUCUUCCAUUUUUCCGCUCCCGCAGGCCAAACAUGGGCAGCUUUUGGCUUGGGUGGUCAAAUGAAAGGCGCCUUGAUCUUCGUCACUUAUGCUGCUAAAGAUGGCAAGAACAUCACACUCAGCCCCCGUCUGGGCACUGGCCAUGUCAUGCCUCAACAUACCACGUCUGUCCAAGUUGACGUUUUGGCUGGGAGUGGCAUCGUCAAUGGCUCCUUUGUCAUCAAUGCCAAGUGCACAGGCUGCCGCUCGUGGAGUGGUGGGAGUGUCAAUACUGCCAGCACCAGUCAGAACAUGAUUUGGGCUGUCGGUCCAACAGGAAACUUGCAGAGCAAUGAUGUUGCGGCCUCCAUCAGUCAACAUGAAGGGUAUGAUGUCUUCAACUUGGACUUCAAGUCGGCAACUGGAACGGCUGGCGUUCCUGUCCUGAACUCAUCGUCGACAACCGUUGACGACAGCCCUAUUUCGGGUGGCCAUUUCCAUGGUGGUGGUGGAUUCCAUGGAUUUAUCAUGUGUCUGGCCUUUGCGAUCGUCUUCCCGGCCGGGUAUCUGUUGUUACGCACUAUCCAAAAGGUCUGGGUACAUUGGGCCGUCCAGACAUUUGGUUUGGUGGUGGUGUGCAUUGGUACCGCAGUCGGCAUUGCCGUUAGCAAGAGAGACAACAUUACACCGAGCCUUACCUCCGGCCAUCAAAUUCUCGGACUUAUCAUCUGUGGCUUGGUCCUCAUCACUUGGACUGUGGGAUUCGUUGGACACAGCAUCUACAAGAAAACCGGGUCACCGGCCAGGAUCAUGAUCGGCCAUCGUAUUCUUGGGCCCGGCACGGUAUUCCUGGGGCUUGUCAAUGGCCUGGUAGGGCUUCACUUCGCAGGCAACCACCCUGGCCUUGCCGGCUUCGCAAUUGUAUCGGUUGCUAUAGCCGCCGGCGUUGUCUCUGUGGGAAUUAUCUUUCGUCGUCGAAAAGUGCGAAAGGAGGCCAUGAACACUCCGGCCGCGGUUAACUUUCGGGAGGGUCAGACGGAUCCUGGUCAUACCGCAGAGCAGUACCCUCCGCCUCCGUAUAAUCAUGGUGGCAUCCCGUUGCAAAACUACCGCAACACUGGUCAAGUGUAUGCCUAG